Brachypodium distachyon (stiff brome) is the source of this 567-nucleotide messenger RNA. RefSeq names its product MADS-box transcription factor 33. The coding region runs from base 1 to 567 and encodes 188 amino acids. The transcript has 6 exons. The record is from RefSeq and is marked provisional. Lineage: Eukaryota; Viridiplantae; Streptophyta; Magnoliopsida; Poales; Poaceae. Gene Ontology annotation, cellular component: nucleus. Gene Ontology annotation, molecular function: DNA-binding transcription factor activity, RNA polymerase II-specific; RNA polymerase II cis-regulatory region sequence-specific DNA binding; protein dimerization activity. Gene Ontology annotation, biological process: positive regulation of transcription by RNA polymerase II.
AUGGUCAGAGGGAAGGUGCGGAUGCGACGAAUUGAGAACCCUGCCCACAGACGGGUAACCUUCUGCAAGCGUCGAGAGGGGCUUCUCAAGAAGGCCAGGGAACUCUCAGUGCUUUGCGAUGCUGAAGUUGGUGUUAUCAUAUUCUCCUCUCAGGGAAAACUCCAUGAACUGGCAACUAAUGGAAACAUGCAAAGCUUGAUUGGGAGGUACCAGAGUGAUGUGGUAGGAAGCCAAAUGCAAAACAGAGCUCUACAAAGCCAGGUAGCAGAACCUGAGAUUUUAUUGGUAAGGGAAGAGAUAGGUCACCUACAGCACAGUCUAAGGUCCACAUAUGGAGGAGGAGCAGGGGACAUGACGCUAGAUAAAUUGCACAAGCUAGAAAAAGGUCUUGAGCAAUGGAUUUCUCAGAUGCGAUCCGCAAAGAUGCAGAUUAUGCAACAAGAGAUACAACUUCUUGAAAAUAAGGUGAAAGAACAGAAUGAACUCAUGAAUAUGCACUCAGUCUUUCUUGGAUCUCCAUAUUCAACACAUCCAUUUACCAAUGGAAACGGUUUAUUCUCAAUCUAG